GAGCCGACGGAGAGGGACGAAGCGCAGCAGCGAGGACAGUUUUCUCUCCCAGGCGUUCAUACAAACAUCAGAUACUAUGCUCACAGCUUCGAGUGCGGACUGGCACUAGAACAGGAGGGCAGCUGAACUCCUCCACGACCCCAUGAGUCUGGUUUGGCCUGCCAGGACCACCUGAGACUAGUGGUGAGCUGGUCACACCACCCUCAGCUGUACCCAACGUCUCCCAUUCCUGCCUCCCUCCCAUUUCCACCAUCCUCUGCCUCAUCUUUCCUGCUUCUUGAGGAAAUCAAACAUCACCAUGUCUCUUUCCACCUCUCCUGCCCCCUACCUCCUCUUCUUCCUCUUCCUCCUUCCACUGCCACCCUGCCAGCCAGAGUCCCAACGUAAUGAGCCCAGCAUGGACCCAAAUCAAAGAACAGCCUUGCCCUCCAUGUUUCCCUCCUCCUCCCCACCUUCUUUGUUUUAUGGUAAUAGCACAGUGCCUGGCAGCGAUAAGUGUAAUGAGGUGACGGUGUGCAAGCCCGGCAUCCUGCUGCCUGUCUGGAAGUCCGACAACCCUGGUCUCGGUUACCAGGUGGCCAGAGCUGUGGUCUACUUUCUGUCACUCAUGUACAUGUUCCUGGGAGUGUCCAUCAUUGCAGACCGCUUCAUGGCGUCCAUAGAGGUCAUCACAUCUCAGGAGAAGGAGGUGACCAUCACUAUGCCUAACGGUGAAACAUCAGUGGCGACGGUUCGAAUCUGGAAUGAAACAGUGUCCAAUCUGACACUCAUGGCUCUGGGCUCCAGCGCUCCAGAGAUACUGCUGUCUGUUAUCGAGGUAUGUGGUCACGAAUUUGAGGCCGGCCAGUUGGGGCCAGGAACAAUCGUCGGCAGCGCCGCUUUCAACAUGUUUGUGAUCAUCGGGAUCUGUGUGUGGGCGAUCCCCAACGGCCAGAGCCGGAAGAUCAAACAUCUCAGAGUGUUCUUCAUCACCGCCUUUUGGAGCAUCUUUGCCUACAUCUGGCUCUACCUUAUCCUGUCUGUAAUGUCGCCAGGUGUUGUUGAGGUGUGGGAGGCCCUGGUCACCCUGCUGUUCUUCCCUGUGUGUGUCAUCCUGGCUUGGAUCGCUGACCGGCGCCUGCUCUUCUACAAGUACAUGGGCAAGCGUUACCGAGCCGACAAGCGCCGCGGCAUUGUCGUGGAGACCGAAGGGGAUUUGACACCUAACAAAGGCAGCAUGGAGAUGAUCAUAGAUGGCAAGUUCCCAGCACGAGGGGGCGCUGUGGUUCCUGCUGAAAACUGUGGGGGCGGCGCUCAGGAUGGGACCACAGGCACUGCGGCCAACAACAUUGGAGCGGCAGCAGGAGCUGUGGGAAUAGGAGGGGGAGCCAAUCUGCCCAACUCCAACAGCACUACAGUCAAUGUGGAAAGCAGCAAGGAGCUGGAUGAGAGCCGCAAGGAGGUGAUUCGUAUCUUGAAGGAGCUGAAGCAGAAAUAUCCUGAUAAAGAGCUGGACCAGCUGGUGGAGCUGGCCAACUACUACGCCCUGCUGCACCAACAGAAGAGCCGAGCUUUUUACCGCAUACAGGCGACUCGCAUGAUGAUUGGAGCUGGCAACGUCCUGAAGAAACAUGCAGCGGACCACGCGCGCCGCACAGCCGUAACUGACGAGGAAGCUCCAGAAGAGGACGACCUGGCUGUGUGCAGCCACAUCUCAUUUGAGAGUCCUCACAGUCAGUGCAUGGAGAACUGCGGUGUUCUGACACUGGCUGUAGUGUGUCAAGGGGGUCUGGGAGAGAACACCUUCUAUGUGGACUACAGAACAGAAGAUGGAUCAGCCAACGCUGGGUCAGAUUACAAGUACACUGAAGGAACACUGGUGUUCAAGCCUGGAGAGACUCACAAAGAGAUCAAGGUUGGUAUAAUUGAUGAUGAUAUAUUUGAAGAGGACGAGCACUUCUUUGUCCGUCUGUUGAAUCUGCGUGUUGGUGAUGCAGAGGGGAUGUUUGAAAGUGACGAAGUGGGUGCCACACCCAAAGCUCGCUUAGUUGAGCCCCUGCUGGCCACAGUGACUAUCCUGGAUGACGACCAUGCUGGCAUCUUCACUUUUAGCGAACGUAUGGUGCGCGUGAGUGAGAGUGUGGGCACAAUGGAGGUGAUGGUGGUGCGCAACUCAGGUGCUCGUGGCACAGUCAUCCUGCCAUACCACACCGAGUCAGGCACCGCCAAGGCUGGAGAAGACUUCGAGGAAGCCCGUGGCGAGCUAGAGUUCACCAAUGACCAGACCAGUCAGACUCUCCAGGUGAGGAUAAUUGAUGAUGAGGAAUAUGAAAAACGUGAAAACUUCUUCAUUGUGCUGGAGGAGCCACGCUGGUUGAAGAGAGGAAUCUCGGCUCUGCUGCUCAACCAAGAGGGGACAGAGGGGCAGAUGAGUGCUGAGGAGGAGGAGGCUCGGAGGAUUGCGGAGAUGGGGAAGCCCAUCCUGGGAGAGCACAGCCGCCUGGAGGUAGUCAUUGAAGAGUCAUACGAGUUCAAGAGCACUGUUGACAAGCUCAUUAAGAAGACCAACUUGGCGCUGGUUAUCGGCACACACUCCUGGAUGGAACAGUUUGUGGAGGCGGUAACUGUCAGUGCAGGUGAUGGUGAUGAUGAGGAGGAGGAAGGACGUGAAGAGCGCCUUCCAUCUUGUUAUGACUACGUCAUGCAUUUCCUCACCGUCUUCUGGAAGGUUCUGUUUGCCUGUGUCCCACCAACAGAGUACUGGAAUGGCUGGGCCUGCUUCUUUGUGUCCAUCAGUGUCAUCGGCCUCCUCACCGCCAUCAUCGGGGAUCUGGCAUCACACUUUGGCUGCACUGUAGGGCUGCGGGACACUGUAACCGCUGUGGUGUUUGUGGCGCUAGGAACUUCCAUUCCAGACACCUUUGCUAGCAAAGUGGCCGCCAUACAGGACCAGCAUGCCGACGCAUCUGUUGGAAACGUCACUGGCAGCAACGCCGUCAACGUGUUCCUGGGGAUCGGAGUGGCAUGGUCGGUGGCUGCCGUGUACUGGAGAAUCAAAGGGGAGGUGUUCAGGGUAGACCCGGGAUCACUGGCAUUCUCCGUCACGCUCUUCACCAUCUUUGCUUUCAUCUGCAUGGCUGUGCUACUGUUCAGACGCCGGCCCUCCAUUGGUGGAGAGCUUGGCGGCCCAAGAAUGUCCCGCCUCCUGACCACCCUCCUGUUCCUGGGUCUGUGGUUCCUCUACAUCUUCUUCUCUAGCCUGGAGGCCUACUGCCACAUCAACGGCUUUUAAAGAGGAGAAGAAUUUUGCACAGCAACACACACAAAAUCAUUGACUCUGUCCAUUCAGUCCACGGUUUGACAUGAAACAAGUGUAAGAUUCAUCUGGUUAAUAGGGCUCACUGAAGCCUGGAGGUGUCCUGAUCUCAGUGUCCUGCAGGGAUGCUAAAAUACGUCAGAUACAUGUUCACAAACACACAUUAUAUUUAAGCAUGUGUAAAGAGAGCAUUUCAAACACACACGUUGUUACUUGAAAGGUAAAGGUUAAGAGAAAGUGCUUUUGGAGGGUGAGAAAUGUGAAGACAAAAGGUUACUGCAGCAGGUUAACAGAGAGCAGACGGAGAGUGACAGAGAGGGACUGUGAAGUGACAUUAAGAGGUGAAAAGAAGGUCAGGUGAGCCAGAGGGGUACUGUUUUAUUCACAUUAAGGCCAGGUGGAUUUAUUUUGGGUUUGAGGAGCUCUCUUGCAGGAUCAGACCGAGAUGGCUCAGAAACCUGUGAGCAAAAUUUACUCAUCUGAAGGGAAAAAUACCUUUUUAUUUUCCUUUAGUCUCGCAUCCAAACCAACAGCUCUACAGCUUCGUGUUUCUUCACUGAGGAAGUGGAGGAGCACUGUAUGAAAAAAAGAAGUCGAAUGUUUACAAUAACAUUACAUUUGUUUGCUACAAGAGGUUCUUAUGUAGUGCGAUGCUUGUUUAAAACACAGUACAGAUGAAGGCGGUUCUCCACACGCGCUGUAAAUAGUACAAACCACUGUACAUAUGGAGUGUUUUUACAGGGCAGACUGCCACGGGAAAGCAUGUAGAGGCAGAAAACUCACAAAAUGAGAAGCAACAGUCAGGUUUCUACUGUCUCUGUCAGCAAAGCUUCAAUGAUUUUAAAAUUGACCACAGAUCGCAAACAUUACAAACAUUGGCAGUUUUGGCAACGUCUUAAAUGGAAAGCAAAGUCUUAGUGACCACAGCAAGCAAUUGAGAAGCUUCUUAAAUGUAACACUGACUCAUAGCAGUCUAUAUGAAGCUGAAGGAUUUUUUUUUUUUUUUUUUUGCAUGUAUAGCCAUGUACAGAGCAUCUUCACAUUUUAUGUCUUGUAUAUGCUAUGAAAAAGGGAAUAGCCAGCCUAACUAUCCACCUGUAAAUUACAUC
This is a messenger RNA of Archocentrus centrarchus (flier cichlid), 4404 nucleotides long. RefSeq names its product solute carrier family 8 member 2b (gene slc8a2b). The record is from RefSeq and is a predicted model, not a curated record. The transcript has 17 exons. Gene Ontology annotation, cellular component: postsynapse; sarcolemma; axon. Gene Ontology annotation, biological process: sodium ion transmembrane transport; cell communication; calcium ion import across plasma membrane. Gene Ontology annotation, molecular function: calcium:sodium antiporter activity. The coding region runs from base 299 to 3271 and encodes 990 amino acids. Lineage: Eukaryota; Metazoa; Chordata; Actinopteri; Cichliformes; Cichlidae.